This is a messenger RNA of Engraulis encrasicolus (European anchovy), 1105 nucleotides long. RefSeq names its product mRNA export factor GLE1-like. The transcript has 4 exons. The coding region runs from base 1 to 612 and encodes 203 amino acids. The record is from RefSeq and is a predicted model, not a curated record. Lineage: Eukaryota; Metazoa; Chordata; Actinopteri; Clupeiformes; Engraulidae.
AUGUUCAGACGACUGUGUGAGAAAGGAGAGGUCCGGGACCACAGCUGCUGCAGCGGACGCGACAAAAUCAACCUUGCCCAGAUCCUGAACCUGUCUCUGCACGAGGCGGAGCAGCAGCGCGUGCGCGAGGCCGCUGCGGAGCGGCAGCGGGAGGCGGAGGGCCGGGAGCGUCUGCGGGCGCUCAACGCCGCGCAGGAGGAGGUACUGCAGCUCCACCAGCUGCUGGAGCCCGCCAACGCCUUCAACCACGCCACCAUCAUCACCCGCGGCAACCAGCUCUGCGCACAGAUCCUGGACCUGUCUCUGCACGAGGCAGAGCAGCAGCGCGUGCGCGAGGCCGCUGCGGAGCGGCAGCGGGAGGCGGAGGGCCGGGAGCGUCUGCGGGCGCUCAACGCCGCGCAGGAGGAGGUACUGCAGCUCCACCAGCUGCUGGAGCCCGCCAACGCCUUCAACCACGCCACCAUCAUCACCCGUGGCAACCAGCUCUGCGCACAGGUCUCCGCUGUGUUAUACGCCACAGAAGAGGUCAGUUGCAGACAUGUACCAGAGAGGCUUUAUGGGUAUUACGAGAGACAAAGCUCCCGACUUUUUCUGGGUGGUACUGUCCACUAAGUUGCGCCAACGGAGGAGUGCCGAGGCUGUUAGAAUGAAUGGGGUCCUAUGGAGCUCCACCAUGCUGCCGUUGCUUGGGAGAGAAUCGUUAUUAUGUUUUCAUUUUUCAUUUUCCCAAAGGCAGGAUAAAUUACUGCUACAAACAGCACUUAGUUUGAAUUUUUAAACUUGCCUUAUCUUUAUAAAAUACGCAUUUAUUUUCAAUAUUACGUCACAAGUGGCUUCAGACACUGCGGUUGGAUUGGUCGACCGGCUGCGUGAUCAUGACUGCUGUAAAGCAGUUUCGCUCGCAAAAUGUUCAGAGACUCUCAGUGGGAUUGAGGACUGGACUAUGAGCGGGCCAUUCCAGUAUCAUAGUUUUAGUGUCCUUGAAGAACCUCUGUAACCCAAGGUAAACAUUUUAAUUAGUUCAAUGUUGUUGGAGGACCCAGCAAUCCAGAUUCAGACCCAGACUCCCUGAGUCUGAGGCUGAAUAACAGUCUUAAGAACUAGA